AUGAGCAUACCCACAAAUACGAAAAAGGAGGGAACUAGCGGCGCGUCCACGGGCGCACGACUAGGAAGGGAGGGGCUGGGAGGGGCGAAAUCUUCGUCUUCUCCCGACCUUUUGAGCCAGGACGUCUCACCCGCUGAAGGGAGAGACGCUACUAGACACAUAAGAGGACCUUCCACCGGGGCCGGCGGGCUGGAGCUUUUCAGCCCGUCCGGCUCCCUGGGGAGUCCCAAAAAGAAGGAGAUACGGAAGCUACAAAUCACCCUCGAGGACUUUAUGCUCAAGGGUGGAAAGGCUAGCUCCGCGGGCUCGAGGCCGGGCCCGGCCUGUAGUAAGGGGAAUAAACCCAGUAAAUGCGGGCCGGAUGCCACUGGUAUCAAGCCGGGUAGUGCUCUCGGGCCUCUUGGCCCGGAAUCGCGGACAUGGACGUUGACACUGAUGGGGAAAAAAAGGGCCCACAAUAAGACCUCGACUACAAGGUACUACAUCACCUCCUCCUCUUCGGAGUCUGAUGAAGGACCUCCAAAAAAGGGUCGUGGCAGGCCUGCCAAAGACCCCUCUCACGAGGGGCAAUUUACUGCGCAGGCCCUAGCCAAAAAAGCAGAGGCAGAAAAAGCAAAAAAGCUAAUAAGGGAUCACAAAGCCAUCCUCAACCCUGAGGUUGAGCCCUCCUCUGAGCGCGCUGCAAGGGCAAAAAACGAUGCCCUGGAGCGCGCCGAGGAACUGGAGGCGCAACCCAUGGCUGCUGUUGCAGCAGUCAUGACGGAAAGCCUGGGCAUGAUGGCCAAGUCAGUGGAGAGGUCCAAUAAUAUUCAGGGACCGAUCCGCAAGGACCUCUGGCGGGCCUAUACUGACCUUACGGCCGGUUUGACGGCCAUCAUGUCCAGAAACGGGGAGGACAACGAGGCGCGACAGCGCCGAGAGGAAAGUGCGGCCCUGGCCAAAGCCAGAGCCAAAUGGACGGCUGAGAAGCGCAAACUCGAAGCGGAGCUCGGACAGCUCCGCGUUCGAGUGGCGCUUCUCGAGCGAAAACCUCCCACGGGUACAGACGUAGAGGGUCAAACCGACGUCGAGACCCAGACGGACCUCGACGAGGAUGUCUCGAGGGCCCUGGUGGGAUCUCUGCCCCCCUGCACGUCGGGUCCAACUGUGGGUCUGGACAUGGGGGUCGAGGAGCCUCCCGCCUCGGAACCCCCUCAAACGGUGGGCGGCACGACCAUGCGACCCAAAACAGGGCCGAGGGUCGUGUCCGUCAAAACCCUUAAAGAGCCCCUGGUCAUAACGGCCAGGGACCUCAAGGGGCCCUAUUACCGUCCGCCGCUGCAGGGGGUCAGCAAGCAGCUGAACCCCCUGUCUAAAGCGGCGAACCGGGUGGCAGCCCCCGUCUCCCGCUCCUCCUUCCCUGCCCUUCCCCCUCCCUCCAGUUCUCUGGAGACAUCGGGAUGGGCCAGGGUCGGGGAGGGCGGGAGGAAAGAGAAGAAGAGGGCGAAAGCCCUGACCGAGGACGGCCUCCGGGAGGUCCUGAGCAGAGUCCUCCCGGCCGUGCUCGCUGAGAUGGGGCUUCUCCCGCCCAACAAGGCCGUGGAGAGGCCCAAGACGGCCCAGUCUGGGGGCAAGAUGGCCACCCAGACACGGACCGUCCCGCAAAACAGAGCGGGCAAAGCAGCCACUUCGAUGGCUGCCAAACCCGUUCCGGCGAAAGAGACCACCUCUCCCUCCAUACUAGAACUAUGGACAGAGGUGGUCUCCAAAAAAUCGAGGAGGAAGGCCGCCAAAGUUGUCGAGGAGGCGGCCAAGACGGCUCUACCGGCCAAGAGGCCGAUAAGGGUCCUCCCUAUCCCGUCCUCCAACCCCCCCACCCAACAAUCCUCUUCCUCAUCGAAGAAGAAGAAGAAAAGGGGCGGGCGUGGAGGGGGCCAGGGGGGACCCGGAGGGCCACCUCCGCCGAGAGGCGCCAGCUCCCAGGGUCCGGCCAGAGUGACCAAAAUUAAGCCGCCGACCACGGCGGCUGUCACGGUCACCUGUGCCGACCCGAGAGCAUACGCGCAGGUCCUCAAGACCGCGAGGGAAAGAGUCGAUCUAUCCUCCCUCGGGAUUGAGGACCUGCGCCCCAGACGAGCCGUCACGGGGGCCCUGAUCCUAGAGGUCAGGGGCGCUGAAAACGGCACUAAGGCCGACGCCCUGGCCGAAGGGAUCAGGGAGGCCCUCGGAGAAAGAGACGACGUGAAGGUGGCUCGACCGUGCGGGGGCCUUGGCCACCUGGCCAAGGCCUGUACAGCCAAGGCGGGCUGCCCGGUUUGCCGUGACGCGGGCAAGCCCGCUGAGCACAGGAUCGGUGCUAAGGGGUGCCUGGCGAACAAGCCGCAACGGGCGCCCCUGAGCACCGAGGACCGGAGGGAGGCGGGGCCAUCUACAAUCUCAAACUCAACCCCGCCCCCUGCUCUGGUCCCCAUGGUGGUAGUUGAGGAGGAAGCCCCUCUCCCGCAAAGGGAGAGGACCAUAAGAACCGGGAACGCGGAAACCCGCGAAACCGAGAUGGAGGUGGAGGAGCCUCAGGGGACAAUCGAAAAUGCCCCUUAG
Molecule: messenger RNA, 2577 nt
Organism: Solenopsis invicta (red fire ant)
Lineage: Eukaryota; Metazoa; Arthropoda; Insecta; Hymenoptera; Formicidae
Exons: 3
Coding region: 1-2577 (858 amino acids)
Source: RefSeq, a predicted model, not a curated record